UCCCCCACCGUCAUCGUCUUCGGCGCCACCGGCAGCGUCGGUUCCGCCACCGCCCGCGCCGCCCAGCAGCAAGGCGCCAAAGUCUUCCUCGCGGUGCGCGACCUCAACAAACCCAUCCCGGGCCUCAGCGCCUCGGAGGAAUCCGCGCGCGGCUUCCAGCGCGUCACGGCCGACCUCCUCCAGCCCGAGACGGUGCGCGCGGCCGCCGCCCAGGCGCAGGCGACGCGCGCGUUCGUCUACCUGGCGCACUUCUCGCCGGACCACAUGCGCGCCACGCUGGAGGCGCUGCGGUCCGGCGGCGUCGACUUCGUCGUCUUCCUCAGCACCGCCAGCAUCGUCGGGGACCCACGCGCCGCGCCCCAGAGCGACUACAUCUCGCACAGCCACGCGCAGGUCGAGCUGGGGCUGGCCGAGGUGUUCGGGCCGCGCGGCUUCGUCGCCGUCAGGCCCGCGUACUUCGCCAGCAACUCGCUGAGGUGGGCCGCUGGGAUCCGGGCCGGCGACGCCGGGGUGCUGUACCCCGAGGCGAAGUUCGACUUUAUCACGUCGGGCGAUAUUGGCCGGGUUAGUGGCGCGCUUCUGGCUGGGGAGGUGCCGCCGACGCUGGAGGGCGAGGUGGGUGCGUAUAGCGCUCUCCGUAUUCAUGGACCGAAGCUCGUGUCGCAGGGGGAGGCUGUCGCGAUCAUCGGAAAGGAAAUUGGCAGGGAUAUCAAGGUGACGGCGCUCAGCGAGGAGGAGGGCAUAAAGGCGUACACAGACCUAGGUUUGCCAGAGCCCAUUGCGAGGCAACUGGUCGAUAUGAUAGCGAGACGGCAUCGCGGGGACGACGGCAACUUCUACGAGGGUCCUGCGGCCGAGGAGGCGGUGGCGAAUGUUGAGAAAUACUCCAAGGCGAAGCCACAGCAGUUUGAGGAGUGGGUGAGGGAGAACAAGCAGGCGUUUAUU
Messenger RNA from Phialemonium atrogriseum, 945 nucleotides. RefSeq lists its product as uncharacterized. The annotation marks the transcript as partial. The transcript has a single exon. The record is from RefSeq and is a predicted model, not a curated record. NCBI's taxonomy places the organism in Eukaryota, Fungi, Ascomycota, Sordariomycetes, Cephalothecales, Cephalothecaceae.